Messenger RNA from Magnolia sinica, 1926 nucleotides. RefSeq names its product transcription factor bHLH112-like. Lineage: Eukaryota; Viridiplantae; Streptophyta; Magnoliopsida; Magnoliales; Magnoliaceae. The coding region runs from base 61 to 1293 and encodes 410 amino acids. Gene Ontology annotation, cellular component: nucleus. The transcript has 7 exons. Gene Ontology annotation, biological process: regulation of transcription by RNA polymerase II. Gene Ontology annotation, molecular function: DNA-binding transcription factor activity, RNA polymerase II-specific; RNA polymerase II cis-regulatory region sequence-specific DNA binding; protein dimerization activity. The record is from RefSeq and is a predicted model, not a curated record.
AGAGAAAGAAGGAUAUACACUGAAAGAGUGGUAUAUAUACCAUAUUGAGAUUUCUUAACCAUGGCAGAAGAUUUUCAGGCUUGGAUUUGCAGUGAGAACUGGUGGAAUUCAACAAGGAAUGGAUUCUCCAACUGCUUAUCGCCAUGUUCGAAAGCAGUAAAGGAUUUCAGGAGUUUCGAGUGGUCAAGGUCUGACGUUGAUGAGAUGAAAGAGAGGUCUUGUGGCGAGCUAGCUUCAGCAUCGAACAGCUCCAUCGUUACGGAAGUAUCGGAUUCAAUCAACGGUGGCAGCAUGCUGAUGGAUUCAACGUUGCAGAUGAUGGGGUGCGGCCUUCCGUCGCCGACCAUCGAUUGGAACCAAGCUUUACUAUCGACGAGUUGCAGAGCUGAAAGCAACACCCAUUCUGAUUUUCAAGCUCUAAGCUCGACGUUGGAUUUAGAAAUGGCAAUGAAACCAACUUCUUUUUCUGGUGGAAGUGAGGAUCCUAGUUCAGAUCAACAACGUUUGGAUUUUUAUGGACGCUUACAAGGCUUGUUCGAGCCUGAUCUCCAACCUCAGCAGCCUACUUAUGACAACAGAUCGACGAAUUGUUCAUCCCCUAUUAUUCAUGGCAUGAAUUCAAAUGAAAUAUCAAAUUCUCGCCAUGAACAACAUCAGUUCUUUAGAAAUCCAUCUCCCAAACAACAAUCAACUAACCUGGUUCAUUUCUCCAACAAUGCAACUUUCUUGAACACCACUGCGGCCGCCAUCAAUACCAUUCAACCUAGCUCUUACUACCCUUCAUCGCAGGCCCAAUAUCGCACACCGAACUUUGAAACAAAACCCAAUCGCAGUAAUCUCCCAGUAAAGCCAAAUCCAGAAGUUUGUGAUUGGGGCUCCACAACGAAGAAAAGUGGCAGCGAACCCGCGCCCAAAAAGCCUCGAAUUGGAACACCGUCACCAUUACCGACAUUUAAGGUCCGGAAAGAGAAAUUAGGAGACAGAAUCACUGCACUCCAGCAACUGGUUUCACCUUUCGGAAAGACGGACACCGCAUCUGUUCUCUUCGAAGCCAUUGAAUACAUCAAGUUCCUCCAUGAACAAGUCAGUGUUUUAACUACACCAUACAUGAAAAAUGAUGUUCCCAUUCAACACCAGCAGAAUUUCGAUAAAUUGAAUGGCUCAGAUGGACCGAAACAAGAUCUUCGAAGCCGUGGGCUGUGUUUAGUUCCAACUACAAGCACCUUCUCAGUUACUAAUGAGUUUGGAACUGAUUUUUCGACGCCUAUGUUUGGAGGAAUUUCACAGUUUUGAGGAACUGAUUGCUGCAAUUUAACCAAACCCAAGGACAUUUAGCAGGGAAGAGAAGAAGCACAAAAAUAGUAUGACUAUGGUGAGCUAUGAGCCUUUAGGAAUUCUUCUUGAACUUAUGCAGGUGCAAACCCCUUUAUUAGGCCCUUCUGGCCCCAGUUAUGAUCAUGGAUCACUAACAAACGUUGGAUGGGGGGGACCCACUUUGCUUGAUUGGAUGAUCAAAGCCAUCCAUCCAUAUGAGGGCAUGCAAAAUGGUCUUACUUAAUGAGAUGGCAGUGAUCACCCAAAUGAUGAUUUUUGGGCAAUGAGGAAUCCAGGAACCCUCAUAUGCAACAGUUGGCUAUCAUCUUAGGUGGACCCAUGUGGGUCCCAGAGAGGAAUUUGCACUGGAAUAAGGUAAUAAGAAGAAUUCGUACUGGAUCAUAGCCCAUAUUAUGGUAGUCUAUCAAGACAAAAAAAUAAAAAAAAAUAAAAAAAAAUCGAAGUAAGCUGAAGUUAGGUCAUGUUGGAUACCAGCUACUGGCAAAAGAUGUGGUCUGGAACAAAGAUUAGUAGAUUUGGAAGAGAAUAUUGGUUUGUGCUGUAAUAUUCAAAGUAUUAUUAUAUUCAGAGGUGGGGAUUAGGAGAUGAAAA